Messenger RNA from Spodoptera exigua (beet armyworm), 4957 nucleotides. The record is from the annotation of a GenBank genome assembly. NCBI's taxonomy places the organism in Eukaryota, Metazoa, Arthropoda, Insecta, Lepidoptera, Noctuidae.
AUCAAAUCAAAUGUCUGAUUUUGUUGGUUUUAAAACUGCUAGUAACAAAAAUAUCAAAGUAUCUAAAGAAGCUUUAGCUAAAACUAAAAAUUUAUUUCAAGACAUUGAUAAUAUAGAACUUCCUAAGAAGGAAACAAAAGAAACUUGUGAUAAAGAAGAUAUCGUUGCUAAACCUACUCCUAGUAAUGGUUUUACGGGCUUUAAAACGGCAAAUAAUAAACACAUAAAUAUCUCCGAAGCAGCGUUAGCUAAAACUAUGAAAGUAUUUGAAGGCAUUGAUGCAGUAGACCUCAAAAUACCUGAUGAAUUUAAACAAAAUACAAAAAAUAGUAAAGACCCUAAAGAUUUUCCAAGUGGAUCUAGUUUUGUUGGGUUUAAAACAGCAAGCAAUAAGAAUAUUAAAAUAUCUGAUGUAGCUUUGGCUAGAACUGAACACAUUUUCAAAGACAUCGAUUCUGAUAAUUUCAGUUAUCCAAAAAAAUCCACGGAAACUAAAGAAUAUACUAAUUUAAAUACUGAAACUAGUAAAACAAAAGCCUUUGAAGGAUUUAAAACAAGUAACGAUAAAAAAGUCAAUAUAUCAGAAAAAUCUUUGGCUGACACCAAAAAUAUAUUUAAGGACAUUGAAGAUAAUAACUUUAAACAUCCUUUGAAACACGUGAAAAAUGUAAAAAAAUGCAGUUAAAGAAGGCGUUGAAGCUACAGAUUUGAAUAGACCUUCGACUAGUAAAGCUAGGUUUGUUGGUUUUCAAACUGCAAAUAAUAAAAAAGUUAAUGUCUCCAAAGAAGCUUUGGUUAAAACAAGGAACAUAUUCAAAGAUAUUUUAGAAAAUGAUUUAAGCGUACCUCAAAAAAUGGAAAUAAAUGCAACGGAAGUUGAAAUUGAUGACUUUAAUAAACCUUCCACAAGUGCCAAUGCUAAUUUUCUUAUUAUUUGCUGUUUCCAAACAGCAAAUAAUAAGAAAAUUAGCAUUUCAAAAGAAUCUUUAGCAAAAACAAAAGAUCUGUUUAAAGACAUUGAUGAAAUCGGUUUUGGCGAUCCACGUACAGCUUAUGACUAUUUGAAAGAUACAAAAUAUGUGGAUAAAAUAGAGGUGUCGGAUACUAAAGAUGCAUAUGCCCCGUCAACUAGCAAAACAAGUUUCAUAGGCUUCAAAACGGCUAACAACAAACAAAUACAGAUUUCUAAACAAUCCUUAGCAAAAACUAAAAACUUUUUCAAAGAUAUUGAAACUUUUGACUUCGACGCAAACGCAGAAAAAAAUGAGGAAAAACUUUCCUAUCCAAGUUUACAAGAAGAUAUACAACCUAUAGGAAGUACUGGUUUUGGUGGAUUCAAAACAGCUAAUAACAAGACUAUUAAAGUUUCUGAAAAGGCUUUAGCCAAAACUAAGAAUAUAUUUAAAGAUUUAGAGAAUUUGAAUUUGAAGCCAGUAAAAAACCGAAAGAAGAUUAUCCAGAUAUAGAAAUAGGCGACGAAAAUAAAGAAGUGAAUGCUUGUAGUAAAGCCGAAUGCCCCCUAAGCCCAGGAGAUAAAAAUGUUGAUGUAAACCCGAAUAAAGUACCAAAAUUUCAAGGCUUCCAAACAGCUAGUAACAAGAAAGUCGAAAUUUCCGCAGAAGCUUUACAAAAAUCACGAAAAAUAUUUCAAAAUAUUGAAGGCAAUAAAGACGAAGACAUUAAUAACAUAAACAUUACAAAUGAUGAUAAAGAACCUAAAACUGAUCAUAACCUAUGUAUUGAAACAAGUCCUAUUUUCAAAGGCUUUCAGACAGCUAAUAAAAAGCCUGUAGUCAUAUCAGAGGAAGCGUUGGCUAAAAAUCGAAAACUCUUUCAAGAUUUAGAAACUGUACAGGAUGAGCCUGAACCAGAAUUUCACGGAUUUAAAGCAAUUGAUAACGAAGAGAUGGAAUUAUCACAAAAAGCUUUGAUUGAUGCUGUGAAAAUAUUUGAAAAAGAACUCAAAGAUGGAUCUGUAUUCCGAACGGAAGAUGAGAAAGUAGCGCCGAGAAAAGAUAACAUACAUCAAAAUCGAAAACCACUUACAGAAAAUGAAAAUAAUAUGCGAAAUGACGUAAAAAUUGUUUCUAAACUAAAAUUUGGUUCAAAAAACAGCGAUGGUAUUAAAACAGCCUACGAUAUAAGAACUCAAAGGUCAUUUGCUGAUGUGGACACUCCAAAAGACACAACAAAAAAUGUACUAGAAGGAAUAGAAAACAUUAUCAAUACACAAGUUUUAGAUCAUUUCAAUCAAAGCUUACAUACUGAAGAUUUUCGUGAAACACCCGUGAAAACAAAACGGCCUUCGAGUCCGAUUCUAUCAUGCCCGAAGGCGAAAAAGCGGAGAAAAUUCGAGACGCCAUACUCUCAAAAACUACCAGUUGUUCCCAAAAAAGAAACGAUCAAAGCAAAUGAUAGAAAUAAAAUAAAGUUCAAUGAAAAUUAUAAGCUAAAAAAAGAAUAUACAUUAAAAGAUUUAGAAAAAAUUACCCGAACUUUCAAUGCGAAAAUCGAUGCGUAUUUGACAAAGUUUCGAUUUGAUCAAUUGUUAACAUUCGUGUUUAAAAACGAAAGGAACGAUUUAACAGAUAGCGAUUUGACGAUAGAGUCUCUAAAAGAAUAUUUCAGUAAUUCGGUAAAUUGUAAAUUAAUACCGAAUGGUUGGUUAGACAACCAUUUAAAAUUGAUAUUGUGGAAACUAAUAUCUUACGAGGUGAAAUUCAAAAGUUUAUUCUGUACAGCCAAAAAUGUGAUAGAUCAAUUAAAGUUCCGUUAUGACGUAGAACUAUUUAACGCUAAGAGACCGGCGUUGAGAAAGAUUUUUGAAAAGGACGAUGUCCCGUCGAAGACUCUUGUACUUUGUGUCGUUGAAAUAUACCAAGAUGGCGUUAGUGUUACCAGUGCGUCCUCAACGAACAAUAUGGAACUACUGUUAACUGAUGGUUGGUAUUGCAUCAAAGCCAAUAUUGACAAAAUGUUGGCCCAAUAUGUGUGCCAAGGGAAGAUAGUGGUUGGCACCAAGCUUGUCACCAAUGGUGCUGAGUUGGUUAAUUGCGAGCAAGGCGUUUCUCCGUGGGAGGACAUAUCUGCGAUACGCUUGAAACUUUUCGGCAACUCCACACGUCGAGCCCGUUGGGACGCACGUCUCGGUUACCAUGGCAAUGCCGCCAUCUUGUCUCAACUGUCAUCUGUCAAAAUUGAUGGCGGGAAAGUGUCGAAGCUAAGAGUUUUUGUUACUCGAGUUUAUCCUGCUUUGUAUGUGGAGAAAUUCGAAGAUGGAAGCACUGUGACAAGAUCGGAACGUCUAGAACAUCUGCACCAGGUGAAGACUGAAGCUGAAAGACAGGCCGUCAUGGAGAGGAUUUACGAAGAAGUUGAAAGGGAAUUUUCAGAUCAGGAAUCUCAAGACUCCGAAGGUUAUUCAGAGUCAUGUAGUAAAAGGCUUUGUCUGGACAGCGGAUCGCAAAUAGCUAAGGUUAUGAAAAGAAGUAGAGACCCCGAGGAGUUUAGGGCUGGUCUCACAUCAACCCAAGCCAAACUGCUAGAAGGUCAUACAUCCAAACAGAGGGAUCGUCUCCUUCAAGACGUACAGAAGAGAGUAAGAGAAAAGAUGGAGAAAGUAGGAGUUCAAGUUUCACGAAAUGUUGUAAUGCUUCUGAAAAUAAGAGUCGCUGGUAUUUCGGAGAGAAAUGGAGUGGAGAUUAGUAAGGGCCUAAUGUCAAUAUGGAAACCAGCUGAUUCAGUCACGGACAUGAUCAAGGAAGGAGUCUGGAUUGAUGUGUUGAAUGUUGUUCCUACUGCUAUGAGGUACAACGAAAUCCAAAUUUCAGCAGGUAGACAGUCCAUUUUUAGCAUAUCAAAAUUCAAAGAACCUGAAAUUCUGAAAACUUACACGAAAGUACUGAAGAGGAAUAUUUAUGCUAUACAUCAGCUAGUCCAAAAUCCAUCAAUGUCAACCGAUUAUAAUGAAAUCGAUACUGUCGGUUUCAUCUUUCAAAUCGAUCCAUCGAUUCUCGAUUUCGACUUGACUAAACAACCUUUCCAAAAUGUCUACCUUUCAGAUGCCAACAAAAAUAUUAUUUGUAUAAAUUUCUGGGGCGGUCUAAAGAAAUUCGGUUACGAAAACGUUUUAGAUACUGGUCAAAUAAUUUAUUGUGGGAAUUUGCAGAAACGCGCUGGCAACACCAGAAAGAGUAUCCCUCAAUACAGAGUGACGGAGUUUUCGUAUUUUACUAAGACUCCCAAAAAUGAGUCUGCUAGGAAUUUAGUGCAUGAUUUGACUAAGAAAUUUAAUGCCCUGGAUCGUAGAAAAUUUUGUGAGGAUUGUGUUGUGUUGAAAAAUAAUUUCGCUGUUGUUAAGAGUAAUAAUGAAAACAUAUCACCCUAUAGGUUUAAUAAUAGCGACCAUAAUUUCUCUAAAAAUAAAAUAUUCAUCGAUUCUCCUUUAGCUAGACCGGUUAAAGAUGAUAAUUUCAACCUUACUGGGUUAGAUUUUGAGUCCACUUUCCGACAAACUGACACUCAACAUUUAUCAGAGGAAGUUUUACUUCGAAAGAAAAAGGUUAAUGAGAAAAUUGCAAAACUAAAAAUGUACGGAGAACCACCCCCUUUAUCAACAAUCCAUAUUAUUAAUAGAUCGAAAAACGCUUCGAAUUCAUACAAAAGUCCGCUAAAUCCCAACCAAAGUAAUACACCAAAAAUCCCGCCGUCGAAGUCGAAAAGCGAAACUGUCAAAAGUGACAUUUGCGACAAUGUUGCCAAACCUAGUAAAACUCCCGGAAAAAGUGGUAAUUUAAAUGAUUCUGAUUUAGUGUGUAGUCCCGUGCUUAUGAACAGGACUUAUGUUAAGAAUGUAAAUCCUAUUAAGAUUAAUUUCGAUGUUAAAGAUAAUAAUGAUAGUAAUGUUGAUCAUUUUGCUGAGGAGUUUGACGGAAGUCCGCCUUUGAGCCUUGAUUAG